AUGGAGACUCCACUCCCCCGCGGAUGGAAGCCUCUCCACCUAGAUCGCUAUGAUGGCAUGACGGACCCCGAUGAACACAUUGACCUCUUUGGCACUUUGGUCAGACGAUUCACGGCGCAGUAUGCAACGAGUCGACCUCACCACGUAACAUCGGCUGCUCUGGCCAGCCUCAGACAGGGCGACGACGAACCACUACGGGCGGUCAUGGAACGUUUUGCUGGCAUCUUGGUGAAGAUUCGCAACUUGAAUCCCGAGGUCGCCCUACACACCAUGCUUAUGGCACUCAAGCCAGGACCGUUCGUCGACAACCUCUGCCAAGAAGCCCCUCGCGACAUGGAUGAGCUCCGUGCCCAUGCUGCCGGCUACAUCCAGAUGGAGGAGCAUGCCGAGUUCCGCAAGGCAAUUCGCGAAAACCACAAGAAAAGCAAGACCAAG
Messenger RNA from Cajanus cajan (pigeon pea), 435 nucleotides. The record is from RefSeq and is a predicted model, not a curated record. Lineage: Eukaryota; Viridiplantae; Streptophyta; Magnoliopsida; Fabales; Fabaceae.